UAUUAUAAACGAAUCAAUCUUACUCUGCCACAACUAUCAAACCUCUUUUAUAGUUUUUGAUAUACAAAUUUCACAAUUUAGAGAGUGACUUGUUCCUGAGAAUAGAAUCAAAUUGAAAUACUAGGGACAGUUUUUGGAAGAAUCAUGUCAUUGCUAAGAAUGUCUAAGGAUGCUACCAAGCUUCUCCUUUCCCGUGGCCAUGUGGUCCCAUCCCAGUGGUUUCGGGAGCAGAGAACACUGCCAGUUUAUGAUUUCAAGUGUCCAUAUCCGCCCAAAUGGGGCUACUCUCCCUUUGGACGAGAUCAGAAGACUUGGGCGGAAUGGACUGUGGCAAGAUUGGAUGACUUGUUGAACUGGGGCCGCAAAGGUUCGAUUUGGCCCAUGACCUUUGGCCUGGCCUGCUGUGCUGUGGAAAUGAUGCACAUCGCCGCUCCUAGAUACGACAUGGAUCGCUAUGGAGUGGUUUUCCGCGCCUCUCCCCGUCAGGCGGAUUGCAUGAUUGUGGCCGGAACACUGACCAAUAAAAUGGCUCCGGCUAUGAGGAAAGUCUACGACCAAAUGCCGGAACCGCGAUGGGUCAUCUCGAUGGGGAGUUGUGCCAACGGAGGGGGCUAUUAUCACUACUCCUACUCGGUGGUGCGUGGCUGUGAUCGGAUUGUUCCGGUGGACAUAUACGUUCCGGGCUGCCCGCCCACCGCCGAGGCUCUCAUGUAUGGAAUAUUGCAGCUGCAAAAGAAAAUUAAGCGAAUGCGAACCAUCCAGAUGUGGUACAGAAAAUAGAUGUAUUACAUUAUUUUAACGAAAGUCAAUAAAGUAUUAGAGAAUAUA
Messenger RNA from Drosophila ananassae, 828 nucleotides. It is a transcript of the gene ND-20L, whose product is annotated as NADH-quinone oxidoreductase subunit B 2. Gene Ontology annotation, biological process: electron transport coupled proton transport; aerobic respiration; mitochondrial respiratory chain complex I assembly. NCBI's taxonomy places the organism in Eukaryota, Metazoa, Arthropoda, Insecta, Diptera, Drosophilidae. Gene Ontology annotation, molecular function: NADH dehydrogenase (ubiquinone) activity; quinone binding; 4 iron, 4 sulfur cluster binding. The transcript has a single exon. The record is from RefSeq and is a predicted model, not a curated record. The coding region runs from base 145 to 780 and encodes 211 amino acids.